This is a messenger RNA of Condylura cristata (star-nosed mole), 6000 nucleotides long. RefSeq names its product fibronectin type III domain containing 3A (gene FNDC3A). Gene Ontology annotation, molecular function: protein binding. The transcript is spliced from 25 exons. Bases 286 to 3828 code for a protein of 1180 amino acids. The record is from RefSeq and is a predicted model, not a curated record. NCBI's taxonomy places the organism in Eukaryota, Metazoa, Chordata, Mammalia, Eulipotyphla, Talpidae.
AUGGCGGCAGCAGCAUUUGUAGUCCCUCGGGUGAAACAGAAAGCGGGAGCUGCGCGUAGAGGGAGCGAGGAGCGGGGCUGAGGCGACGCCGUCACAGCCGGGAAACCACCCCGAUAGCCAGCGCGCCGGAGACCGCAGCUGCCUCGAGAGCUGGCUCGGCCCCCGAGGGAGGACGAGAACGAUCAGGAACCCGAAGAGGCGCCAGAGCAGCCGCCCUCCUCUGCCUCAAAGCGGCGUGACUCGGAGAGUUGGAAGAUUAUCUGAUAUAUUAAUGUCUUAUUGAUAAUGGCAGAACAUCCACCACUACUGGAUACAACUCAGAUUUUAAGUAGUGAUAUUUCUCUUCUAUCUGCUCCUAUUGUAAGUGCAGAUGGAACUCAACAGGUUAUUCUGGUACAAGUUAACCCAGGGGAAGCAUUUACAAUAAGAAGAGAAGAUGGACAGUAUCAGUGCAUUACAGGUCCUGCUCAGGUUCCAAUGAUGUCCCCAAAUGGUUCUGUGCCUCCAAUUUAUGUGCCUCCUGGAUAUGCCCCACAGGUUAUUGAAGACAAUGGUGUUCGAAGAGUUGUUGUGGUUCCUCAAGCACCAGAGUUUCAUCCUGGUGGUCACACAGUCAUACACCGUUCUCCACAUCCUCCUCUGCCUGGUUUCAUUCCUGUACCAACCAUGAUGCCCCCUCCACCACGCCAUAUGUACUCACCAGUGACUGGAGCUGGAGACAUGGCAACACAAUAUAUGCCACAAUAUCAGUCUUCACAAGUAUAUGGAGAUGUAGAUGCUCACUCUACACAUGGAAGGUCCAACUUUAGAGAUGAAAGAUCUAGUAAAACAUACGAACGUUUGCAAAAAAAGUUAAAGGAUCGUCAAGGAACACAGAAAGAUAAAAUGAGUAGUCCACCAUCAUCACCCCAGAAAUGCCCUUCUCCCAUAAAUGAACAUAAUGGAGUUGUAAAAGGGCAGAAUGCCAGUGGUAUAACUGCAGGAUCAGCUAAGAAUAAGUCUGGGAGAGGGAAAGGUGGUGCACAAAUUGAUACAGAAAUUGAAGAAAAAGAUGAAGAAACUAAAGCUUUUGAAGCACUUCUGUCCAACAUUGUCAAGCCAGUGGCAUCAGACAUCCAAGCACGGACUAUAGUACUUACUUGGUCACCACCUUCCAACUUCAUUAAUGGUGAAACAGAUGAAAUUACCGUACCAGAUCUCUAUGGUUAUGAAAUUCUGGUCUCUAGUACUGGAAAAGAUGGGAAAUACAAAAGCAUAUAUGCAGGAGAAGAAACAAGUGUCACUUUAAAUGAUCUCAAACCAGCUACGGAUUACCAUGCAAAAGUCCAGGCAGAAUACAAUUCCAUAAAAGGAACACCUUCAGAAGCUGAAAGCUUUACUACUUUGAGCUGUGAGCCUGACAUACCUAACCCACCAAGGAUAGCUAAUCGGACCAAAAAUUCGCUCACUUUGCAGUGGAAGGGAAAAGGAAAUGGAGACUUUUGUCAAUGUUACAUGGGCUUACAGAAGCAAUUUAAAAUUACUAAACUAUCACCAGCAAUGGGUUGUAAAUUUCGACUAUCUGCCAAAAAUGACUAUGGUACAAGUGGUUUUAGUGAAGAAGUCUUAUAUCACACCUCAGGCUGUGCCCCGUCAAUGCCGGCAAGCCCUCUAUUAACUAAGGCUGGGGUUACUUGGUUAUCUUUGCAAUGGAGUAAACCCUCAGGAACACCAUCAGAUGAAGGAAUUUCUUACAUUUUAGAGAUGGAGGAAGAAACUUCAGGAUAUGGCUUUAAGCCUAAAUAUGAUGGAGAAGAUCUUGCUUACACAGUGAAAAAUCUUAGACGUAGUACCAAGUAUAAAUUUAAGGUUAUUGCUUAUAACUCAGAAGGUAAAAGUAAUCCAAGUGAUGUAGUAGAAUUUACUACAUGCCCUGAUAAACCAGGAGUACCUGUAAAACCUUCAGUUAAAGGAAAGAUACAUUCACACAGUUUUAAGAUAACUUGGGACCCACCAAAAGACAAUGGAGGAGCACCCAUCAGUAAAUAUGUAGUGGAGAUGGCAGAAGGUCCUAAUGGAAACAAAUGGGAUAUGAUAUACAGUGGAGCUACCAGGGAACAUCUUUGUGAUAGACUGAAUCCAGGCUGCUUCUAUCGUGUACGAGUUUACUGCAUCAGUGAUGGCGGACAGAGUGCGGUAUCUGAGUCUUUACUUGUGCAGACUCCAGCUGUGCCUCCUGGCCCAUGCCUCCCUCCCAGAGUACAGGGUAGACCCAAAGCAAAAGAAAUACAGUUACGAUGGGGACCCCCUCUCGUCGAUGGUGGAUCACCUAUUUCCUGCUAUGGUGUGGAAAUGUCUCCUGUAGAAAAAGAUGAACCCAGAGAAAUUUACCAAGGUUCUGAAGUAGAAUGUACUGUGAGCAACCUUCUUCCUGGAAAGACUUACAGCUUCAGAUUGCGUGCAGCCAACAAAAUGGGGUUUGGACCAUUUUCAGAAAAAUGUGAUAUUACCACAGCCCCUGGGCCACCAGGUCAGUGCAAGCCCCCUCAAGUAACAUGCAGAUCUGCGACUUGUGCACAAGUGAAUUGGGAGGUCCCUAUGAGCAAUGGAACCGAUGUUACUGAAUAUCGAUUAGAAUGGGGAGGAGUUGAAGGAAGUAUGCAGAUAUGUUACUGUGGACCUGGUCUCAGUUAUGAAAUAAAGGGACUUUUACCAGCAACUACCUAUUAUUGCAGAGUUCAGGCUCUGAGUGUUGUGGGUGCAGGCCCUUUCAGUGAGGUGAUAGCAUGUGUGACUCCACCAUCAGUUCCUGCUAUUGUGACUUGUCUUCAAGAAAUAAGUGAUUAUGAUAUAGAAAAUUCCUGUUAUUCACCUUCUACAUGCCUUGCAAUCAGUUGGGAAAAACCUUGUGACCAUGGCUCAGAAAUCCUUGCCUACAGCAUAGACUUUGGAGAUAAACAACCUUUGACAGUGGGAAAGGUUACAAGCUAUAUUAUAGACAAUUUGCAACCAGAUACAACAUACAGAAUACGAAUUCAAGCCUUGAAUAGCCUUGGAGCUGGGCCUUUCAGCCACAUGAUAAAAUUAAAAACUAAGCCCCUCCCUCCUGAUCCACCUCGUUUGGAAUGUGUUGCCUUUAGCCACCAGAACCUUAAGCUGAAAUGGGGAGAGGGAACCCCAAAAACAUUGUCAACAGAUUCUGUUCAGUACCACCUUCAGAUGGAGGACAAAAAUGGAAGGUUUGUGUCUUUGUACAGAGGACCAUGUCAUACAUACAAAGUACAAAGACUUAAUGAGUCAACAUCGUAUAAAUUCUGUAUUCAAGCUUGUAAUGAAGCUGGGGAAGGUCCUCUCUCCCAAGAAUAUAGUUUCACUACUCCAAAAUCUGUCCCAGCUGCCUUGAAAGCCCCCAAAAUAGAGAAAGUAAAUGAUCACAUUUGUGAAAUUGCAUGGGAGUGUUUACAGCCAAUGAAAGGUGAUCCAGUUAUUUACAAUCUGCAAGUCAUGGUGGGAAAAGAUUCAGAAUUCAAACAGAUUUACAAAGGUUCCGACUCUUCAUUCCGGUAUUCAAACCUUCAGCUGAACUGUGAAUAUCGUUUUCGUGUGUGUGCCAUUCGCCAGUGCCAAGACCCUGUGGGGCAUCAGGACCUAGUGGGUCCCUACAGCACCACCGUGCAUUUCAUCUCUCAGAGGACUGAGCCCCCAGCCAGCACCAGCAGAGACACUGUGGAAAGCACGAGGACCCGCCGGGCACUGAGUGACGAGCAGUGCGCAGCCGUCAUCCUCGUGCUGUUUGCUUUCUUUUCCAUUUUGAUUGCCUUUAUCAUUCAGUACUUUGUAAUCAAGUGAAAAUAUAACUUUAUUUUUAAUACUGUAUUACAUUUUAUUUUGUCAUGUACUAAAAUUUCUGUAUUGCUUUUACAAAAACAGUGGCCUUUGGCACUGGCAUUGAGACUAUAUAUAGCACAUCAUUUUUGCCAUUUUCAGUGCUCAUAUUGUUAGGUGGAGGCUGGCACCUUAUUAAAAUGCAAGCCACAGAAAUAGCAUUUUGGGGUGUUUUGUUUGGGGCUUUUUUCCUUUUUUUUUUUUCUUUUUGGACUUGCCUUCUUAAUACAACAAACUUUCUAAGAGGCAAUGGUAUAUAAUUGCAAUUUUGACCAAUCAGCAUGAGUAUAAAAGUGAUAACCUGAUCUGUUUUAUAAAGGUUAUGAAACCAGAUGAAAAUUUCAAAAUGAUUAAAACUUACACUAACAUGCUAUAUAAAAUUGUUAAAAGUCUGAUGCUGUGAAAGCAAUCUAGUGCUAUAUUUCUACCUCCUCAUUUGUCUUAAUUAUUUGGUAAGUGGGAUUAUGAUGAAUAACUGGAGGGGCUUAGCAAACAAAAACUGGAUGAAAGAAUAUACAUGGGGGGGAAGCUUCUUGUUUGAUAAAUGUGGAGUUCUUCAUUACAAAUACAUUCAUGAGUUCACAGUAAAUCACAAAGAAAGCACAGAGUUUUACUUGGCCUAAAAAUAUUUAAUGUUUACUCAAAAAGUACCUCUUCACGUCUUGAGAACUUGUAAAAGAACGGUGAACUUCUAGAUACUCCUUAAAAGUAAUAUAAUCAAGUUUGAAUUUGAAACUUACUUGGUUUUAUGAGGCUUUGAACUAUAUAUAUAUGCACCUACACAUAGCAUAUCUAAAACUAUACGAAUCACGUGUAGAUAAUAUAAAUAUAUGCACACACACAUUUUCACUCACUCCAUCUACUUGAUGUAGGCUAAUUUGAAGAACUCCUGUAAGUUUUGCUGCUUCUCCCAUAACUACUGCCAUCGCCAUCAGAAUCAUAAUCAAACCUAACUUUUUUGUUUGGGGCACCAAAUCUGAAGACAAAAUUAAUUUGCACCAGUAAACUUUGAGCUGCUUUCUUUCUUGAAAAACUAAUGUUUAAUGUAAUGUCUGUUUGGAUAUUGUUCCAAAUUGUUGACUGCAUGUGGUUAAUGUUGCAUUAGAGCACUUUGCAAUUGCAUAAUUCAUUAAUGUUUUGUGAGCUUGCAUUUGUGAGUUAUUGGAUGAUCAGAUUGAAUUUUGUCAAGUAUCACAUUGUACAUCUUGCAUAGAUGUCAAUGACUGCCAGUAAUAAUACAGUUUGCAAUGAAACUAUCUAAAAAUCUUGUUUUAUCACAUCUGUCAUCUGUAAAACACUUGUAACUAGCCUUUUUAAUUUAUUAUUUGAAUUUUAGGGUAGUGAAUCACUAAUUUUUAGUUGCUGAAGUUAGCAUUUUAGUGAUUACUGUAAGCACUUCUGUCAGUCCUUGGGAAAAAAACAUGUUUUGUGCUUUGAAGAACUCUGAGGAAUUUCUCUUUUAGAAUGGGCAUGUAUUGUAAUUGUUUUAUGUCAAAUGAUUUAUGCUGUAGAGAAAAAAACAUUAAUCUUUGUUCAAAAAAGAAGCGGAUAAACUUGGCCUUCCAAGUGGUAAGAAUGAUCUGUCACUAUAAAAUACUGUAUGUUUACAUUUUAUUUAAUUUUAAUCUCUUAUUCAUAGGCUGAUAACCUUCCCCCAAAACAACAGUGAUUACGAUUGUUUUCUAGAAACUUCUUUAAAGUGCCACAUUUGGCAAUACAAAUGAGUUUGAGUGUAAUAGCCCAGAGAUUUCUAUAUAGUUGAAUGUCUAAAAUGGUAAAAUGUGCCACUGUAGCAGUUACAGUGGCUUAUGUUUUUCAUAGUGACUCAAAUGAACUCCUAUUUUUGAUAGUAAAUGUCAUUUAAUAGUGUCCUUGCCAUUUGAGCCUCACUGCAAAAUUAGUGCAGAGGAGAAACCAAUUUUUAAUGUAAUCUUGAUUUUACCUCAUAUACUGUACAUUCCAAAAACUCUAAACUUUUUAAAGAUUAUACACUACCAAACAUAUCACCUUAAAGUUGUAUAAGGUUGAACUUCAUACAAAUGGAAAAAAUAUAAUCUCAUAAAAAUGCAUAAACUAUGUAGCAAAAGUAUCUUUAAAAUCCAUGGAGAAUAAAAGUUGUAUCAUUCUUUUUUGAGA